Plasmodium relictum is the source of this 715-nucleotide messenger RNA. The record is from the annotation of a RefSeq genome assembly. NCBI's taxonomy places the organism in Eukaryota, Apicomplexa, Aconoidasida, Haemosporida, Plasmodiidae.
AAAGAAAAAAAAAUAUGGAAGUGAUUAUUUCAGAGAAAAAGGGAGGUAUAUAUAAAAUAUUAUAGGGAGAAAUGGUUUACAGAGUCGUUAAAAUAAUAUGAAAGGAAAGAAUAUGAAUCUAUAAAAGAAGAAAACGAAGAAAGCAUAGAAGAAGAAAAGAGAAUCAUGAAUAAUAAAGAGGAAGUAGAUAACAAAAUAAAGAAGGAAAGGUUAAUAUCCAAAAUGUGUGCAGAGAUAUAUAUGAUGGCAUUAGACCAGUGUAAAAAGGAAGAGAUAGAAUCCAUGACAAAUGAUUUUCUUAAAUCAUACAUAGAACAAAAGAAAGAACAUGAAGGAUCUUGUGAACAAGAAAUGGAAAACAAGAAAGUAGAUGAAACAGAAAAAGAAAAAGAAAUAAAUGUUAUGAUAGAGUAGAAGAAAGAAAAAUGGGAAUGUUGGAAAAAAGAGGAAUGGUUUCAGGAGUUGAAGUUGAAAUUAAAAAAGAAAACGAUACAUAUGAAAGAGAUAACGGAUAAUAUAAAAGAAAAAGUAAUAAAUAUCAUGUUGAAAACAUAAGUAAUUGAGAAAGAAUGGUAAGAAAGACAAAGGAAUAUUUUAAAGAAGCGGAAUAAACAAAAUAUACAUGAAAGAUCAAUGAAGAAGAACAAAGAUGAAGAAACGAUAGAAGAAAAAAACGACGAAGGCUAUUUAAAAAAAUGGGAUAUUACAAUACUAU